UAAACAAAAAUCGUAUUCGUUAUUUCAACCAUUUUUAAAAUAUAGUUUAUUUUAUCAAAUUGUUCGGAAUAAAGCGAAUUAACGCUUGGAAUACAAAUGUAUUAACAGUGCACAUACAAAAUUAUGUCAAUAGCAAAAUUAUUUGUAAAAGUUUUCGGUGAGGAUAUUUUCGAACAGAUUAGUACGGUUGAGAAACAACAGCCAGAGGAUGAUGACGAUGAGGCUGGUUGCUCAGCUUCUCAAGAUACUCCAAAGCCACCUAAACUGGAUGAAAUGAAACUACCUGAGCAAAUGGUCCUUGUAAGGAAUUGGCUAAACGAACGUCUCAAUGUCAUAGAAUUAAAUAGUGUACAUGCUAUAAAAACGCAGCGCGUGGACAUGGUCUCAAGGCUUGGUCCAGAACAGACAAUAUGUGAUAUUGAUUUUACAUCGACAGUGCGGAUAUCAGCCGAUAGGCUAUCGCUUCGUUCACAGGGUAGUUUCAAUACUAUUAAAGCAAAUGUUUGCGUUUAUGGUGGGCGCUGGAUGUAUGAGGUUCUUCUUCAUAGCAAAGGCGUAAUGCAAAUUGGUUGGUGCUCCAACAAAUGCACUUUUAAUGAAAACAGCGGUGUUGGCGAUACAAAAUGGAGCUAUGGUUAUGAUGGUAGCAAGCAACAGAUAUGGCAUAUUUCAACAUCAAAAUAUGGCGAUAAAUGGCAAAUUGGCGAUAUAAUUGGUGUCAUCAUCGAUGUUGAAAAUGAAAAAAUUGAAUAUUUUCGCAAUGGCCAUACCAUGGGUGUUGCUUUCACCAAACUAGAACGCGGCCCUGGUAUAUCAUUUUUUCCUGCCGUUUCACUUGGUUAUAAUCAAGGUGUACAAGUAAAUUUCGGCAAUGUGCCCUUUAAAUAUCCUGUUGAAGGUUUUUUGCCAAUACAACCGAAGCCAAUUGUACGCCUACAAAAAGCUGAUCUCCUGCUUGGUUAUUUAGUAAAUUUGUCGUCUGUGUUAGCACACAAUCCGACGUGCAAGAAAAAGGAUCACAUUGAAGGUAAAAUAUCCACUAAGAAAACAGUUUAUGUUGUGUUUACAACACUGCUGAUUGAGAAGCUUACACAUGUGCUGUUCGAUCCAUACGUCAUCGAGGACAAAUUGCUGCCGCAUAUUGUAAAUUUGUGUACGACUAUAAAUGCAACCGAUAAGGAUCCGGCUAUAAUACCGGGUACACCUGAAAGCACAUUGGGUGUGCUGCUAUCUAUAUUGUGGAAUUAUUUGGAAAAUGAGGAAGUGAAAUAUGUCAUGCGUAAAUUGGUGAAUGCAUUGUUGUCUACAUAUACACACACACAUACCGCUCUGGAUUAUGGGAAGCAAAAGCAUGCCAUCACGAUACUCACAUGUAUAUGUACGCAUACACAAACGAGAAAAACAUAUCUGGAGUACAAAUUUUUCAAAAAACAUUGUUUGGCUUUACUAAUGUAUAUACGUCCACCUGAAUAUAAAUAUAUGCAGCAACUAGUGCCCGAUCCGAUUGUUUGGACAGAGGGUGUUGGCGGUCCGAAGCAAAAAUAUCUGGCGCAAGUUGAGAAAAUAGCUAAAGCCACCGAAAGCCUUUAUAAUGCGCAGAAAAAUCUCCUAAUACUAUUACUCACUAACACGGAUGGUGACGAGUUGGCGCCGUCGAGUCGAAAAAUAUUUAUAUCCAAAUUGCGUCGUUACGUUAUGGACCUUAGUAUGGAGCAGCGACCUUUCCAUUCGUUCUUCCUUAUGCAAUCUAGCAUAAUGCAUCCGAUGGAUUCCACAGUGGCGCUAUCAUUUAUUUGCAUACUCAUCGAUGCCACCAAGUUGCUGUUUGAGCGUGAAUUGCCUGCCGCAACUGUUGAGGUCAGACCGGAGUAUUUUUUCGAUGGUACAUUUGAAUAUCAGCAUUUCGAUCGGGUGGGUGGUGUGCUGUCGCAUUUACGUAAGGUGCAUCGCAAUGAUAUAUCGACACAUUUGGGUGCUGAACGCGCACAUGAGCUAUUAGAAGAGGAUCGCACCAUGAUGCGUGUGGGCGAGCUAGUUGAUCCAAGUAUGUUUCUUACAACGACAAAUCUUAACAAUAUCGCAAUAGUAGGCGCGCAGGGCGGUCCUGCUGCCACCUUUACACAUUUCUUCAAUCCGCGUUUGAAUCCUGUGCCAGAUCCAUCGCCUGGUAAUAGCAAUACGGAGAGUUCGCUCUCGGAAAUGUUCGAUAUCUGCGUGCUCUACUACUAUUCGGUCGGACAUAAGUAUAUUGUUAAGAUAUCAUCGGUGCGUGAUGAAAUUGCGGCAUUAAACGAGGUCCUCCGCGAAACCAAAUUUUAUCGUGAGGACGUUGAGCGCAAAUUGAAAGUGUUGGAAGAUCAUGCUAGUGUCUGUAUGAAUGAAAAUCAUUCCAGUAUAGUUUCAGAUCUAAAGCAGAAAUUUAGUCAGCGUGAAAAUGUGUUCGCUAAACGUUCCAUUGAAUUGGCGCGCAAGCAGACUUGGUAUCGUGCGGUUGCGCUGGGCAAACAACGACGCAUGACCAUUGUGUGGUUGCUGGAAAAAACGCUGCAUACAUUAAAUGCCUCCUCACAACUUGGUCCCUUGUUCUCAUUUGUACCUGAAGUGUAUGUCAAUAUACUGCCAAUUUUAUUAGAUACUGUAAUGGAUUUUAGUCAUCAUGAUCUCUAUGUGCAGUUUGAGAUAACUGACGCCGAGUGUGCCGUCAACUUGUCUGCUGAAUUCCUCGGCUUACAUUCCGCUGAUCCACGCAUCAUUUUGGCCUCAUGCAAGGAUUCGCUGCUGCAAGCGCUGGGCACAUUAACUUGUCAUAAAGCUGGGGUGCGCGCUUUGGAGCGUGCGUCAAAGAAAAGUCAAGUUGCGCUGGUGAAAUCUCUCCUGCGGCCGUAUGAAAAUCGCGCCUGGGGUCAAAGUAAUUGGCUACUAUUGCGUUUUUGGCUUGGCGAUGGCUAUGCAUACCGCGAUUCGCGACAACCAAGCAUAUGGCAGGGUGGUAAUCAACCCAUACAAAUGGGAUUGUGUCGCAGUCGUGCCAAAAACGAAACGCACACCGGUCUGUUGCAUCAUAUUGCGCCGGCGAAUCCAUCGCAUCACUUUCAAAAGUUAAUCGGUCAAAAACUCUCAGAAGAUGAGCCAUUCGCAACGGCUUUCCUCAACUCGGUGCUCAGCCAGCUUAAUUGGGCAUUUUCGGAGUUUAUUUUGCUGUUGCAGGAGAUACAAAACACAGCACAUCGCCAGGAGAAUGCCGUUUUCGAGCCGAAACAGUUGAAAAUAUGUUCGAUGUGUUUUGAGUUAACGGUUUCUUUGAUGCGUUGCUUGGAAAUGAUCAUUACAGUGGCGCCAGACAUUUUCCAAGAACCAUCGCGUUCCAACAGCGAUUUGAUAUUGAAUCGUGUAUGUCAGUUGAUUAGUCAGGUGUUGUCGCGCGUCACAGUGCCACCGGGUUGCUUUCAAUUCAUCGUCGAUAUGUGCUCGUCAGACUUGAAUUCGGUAACACAUUUCCCCAUUAUAACCGCCGCGCUGGGCAUCUUAUUGGCAUUACUGCGCUCCGAACUCGACACGGAUCGCAAUCCACAGAAGGUAACGCGCAUCACACGCGCCCUACUCACCGAUCCCAGCUUUCAAUUUGCCAAUUUGGAGUUCGCUUUGGGCGAGAUUAAAACGCCCAUAUUGCAACAGACCGAAAUACCACGCGGAAAUUUCGAUCCACAAACGCGCGCGCAUAUCGAUCCGCUAACCAACGAUGUGCGCGUACCGGUGCCAUCGACCUCAUCGAAAAGAAUACGCGCCGAUCCGCCGAUCAUUAAAUUUGCGCUCUCUGAUUAUCCCACACAUGUCACGCCGGCUGAAAUCGAAGAAGUGCGUCGUCUCAUUGAAAUGUUACGUUUGAAACAAUCACUACUCUCAGAUAUCACAUUGCCUUCGGAGGAUUCGCUUUGUCCGAUUUGUUGUGCCAAACCGAUAACGGUGAUUUUCACGCCUUGCAAACAUCAAUCGUGCAGCAAUUGCAUUAUGCAACAUCUCAUGAAUUCCAAGGUGUGCUUCUAUUGCAAGACCCUUAUACAAACUAUCGAAACCAAUGAGGGCACAGUGAUUUACAACAACAACGAAUAUACAUCAGCACCAACAUUCUUUGAGAUUUAGUAAAGUAAAGCAAAGCAGGGCAUAGUGUUAAAUACUGUCUGACCACCCACCUGAUUCUAGUCAAAUAUUUGUGACAACUUCAGUAAACUUAAUUACAAUUAGAACUGCCUGAAAUUAUAUUUAUAAAAAACAAGUAGUUUACGAAAGUUACAAAUUUUUACAAAAUGAAAAACAGAGAUGCAUUUGUUUCAGCUUUAAAUGUUAAUGUGAUACGCUUUAUUCAUCGAAUAAACUCAUUUACACUCGCGUUAAAAAUUAUAAUAUAUAAUGCACGAAAAACACGCCACUUACAACAAAAACACACAUAAUGCAGUGUGUGAAAAUUGCAAAUAUUUUAUUGCACUCAAAAGCACGCUUCAAAGCAAUUUAUCCAAGCAAUUUUAACGAAGUUUUAUAUUAAUGCUAUUUACAAGUAAAAUAGCAGAAUGCAAAAUCUAAAUAAAAAUCAAAUAGAAAAUUACUCACAAUCCAAUAAAAAUGCAAGCUGGCAAUGUUAUUUAUGCAGAAAUACAGCAGAAAUUGGCUAAAUGUGCUUAAAGCAUGAUUAUUAUGUUAACACAUACAUACUAUAAUGUAUGUGGUUAUAAAUAUCACAAGAAAAUUCUACAAAAGGAAUAUUAUUUAUACAUAAACUGUGUAAAGGAUAUUCAUAGUUUACUUGUCAUACCAAAAAGUUUAAAAAUUAAAAUAAAAAUACCCUUAUGUACAAUAAA
This is a messenger RNA of Bactrocera tryoni, 4853 nucleotides long. RefSeq names its product E3 ubiquitin-protein ligase RNF123 (gene Kpc1). The record is from RefSeq and is a predicted model, not a curated record. Gene Ontology annotation, molecular function: protein binding; ubiquitin-protein transferase activity. The transcript is spliced from 18 exons. The coding region runs from base 124 to 4140 and encodes 1338 amino acids. NCBI's taxonomy places the organism in Eukaryota, Metazoa, Arthropoda, Insecta, Diptera, Tephritidae. Gene Ontology annotation, cellular component: cytoplasm.